Fraxinus pennsylvanica is the source of this 2865-nucleotide messenger RNA. Lineage: Eukaryota; Viridiplantae; Streptophyta; Magnoliopsida; Lamiales; Oleaceae. The record is from the annotation of a GenBank genome assembly.
AUGCCAAGCGGCAAGAUGGUAGCUGGAUCAGAGCGGGAGUUUUAUCAUCAUAUAUACAAGUUCUCUGGAGGAAUGAACUUCUUGUUACUUCAGCUGUCAAUUGCCCUUCUUCUGAUUCCCUCUUUAAGUACCGAACAAAAUUCGACUGAUGGCAUAAUGAGUUUUCAAGUUGGUGUAGUUCUUGAUUUAAAGUCACCAGUAGGGCGUAUAGGCCAGAGCUGCUUGUCCAUGGCUCUUUCUGAUUUUUAUUCAGUACACACCAACUAUACAACUAAGCUGGUUCUCCAUCUGAGGGACUCGAAUGACAGCGUUAUUGAUGCUGCUGCUGCUGCUCUUGAUUUGCUGAGAGAUGUUGAGGUGGAUGCUAUUAUUGGACCUCAAAAAGCUACACAGGUCAACUUUGUGAUGGAUAUCGGAGAUAUAGCUCAUGUACCAAUUAUUUCGUUCUCUGCAACAAGCCCUUUUCUCAUCCCACGAACUCCUUAUUUUGUUCAGACAGCGCAAAGUGACGCUGAUCAGGUUGAGGCCAUUGCUUCCAUUGUUAAAGCUUUCCAGUGGAGCCAGGUUGCCAUUAUUUAUGAAGAUACAGAAUAUGGUACUGGCAUUAUCCCCUAUCUGUCCAACUCGUUACAAGAUGUCAGUGCUCGAGUUUUGUAUAGAAGUGCUUUGCCAAAAUCAGCCAGUAGUGAUCUUUUAAGCAAAGAACUAUAUAAAAUGAUGACCAUGCAGACAAGAGUCUUUGUGGUGCACAUGCCACUGCUUCUUGGUUCUAGGCUCUUUCUAAAAUCAAAGGAGCUAGGAAUGAUGAAUCAUGGCUAUGCCUGGAUUGUUACCAGUGGCUUGACAGAUCUAUUCAGUUUGAUGGAUUUAGACGUUGUCGAAGCUAUGCAAGGUGUUUUGGGUGUAAAACAUCAAAUCCCAAAAUCUAAAGAGCUCGACUCUUUCACUAAUAGAUGGAAAAGGAUGUUUAAUCAGCUUUAUGAAGACAUCAAACCGACAGAAGUAAGUAUUUAUGGCCUUUGGGCAUACGAUACCCUAUGGGCCCUUGCUAUGGCAGCAGAAAGAGUUGGAUAUAAGCAGCUGAAUGGAAUAAAGAAUGCUUCUGGUUUCAAUUCAGCUGUCUCAUUUCCUCUAGGGAUUUCUGAAAGCGGUCCUGAACUUCUCAAAGAAAUUUUAGAAACAAGGUUUCGAGGGCUCGCUGGAGACUUUUAUCUUCGUAAUGGACAUCUGGAGCGAAAAUCGUAUCAAAUAGUUAAUAUUGUUGGGAAAGCUGAAAGAGUGGUAGGAAUUUGGACACCGUCCCACGGAAUUUCCAAGGAAUUCAAUCUGAAUGUGAACAAUUCUUACUCAACCUUAAAGGAAAAUUUCAAGAGUAUCAUUUGGCCAGGGGACUCAGUAACAGCACCAAAGGGAUGGGAAUCUCCAGUUAGUGGUAAAAAGCUAAGAGUUGGAGUGCCAGAAAAAUCUGGUUUUAAUGAAUUCCUGAAAGUGGAAAAGGAUCCUCAAACUAAUGCUACAAAAGUCAGUGGAUACUUUAAAGAGGUGUUCGAUUCUGUCAUGGCAGCGUUACCAUAUGCUGUGCCAUAUGAAUACGUUCUUUAUCCCUUUGAAAACUCUGACGGUUCAAGCGCUGGAAGUUACAAUGAUCUCAUACAUAAAGUUUCUCAGCAGGAGAAAUAUGAUGCUGCUCUGGGAGAUAUAACAAUUACUGCUAACCGAUCAAUUUAUGUGGACUUUACUUUGCCAUAUGCAGAAGGAGGAAUUACUAGUAUUGUGCCAAUUACAUAUGAGGAUGCAAAUGAUAAGUGGACGUUUUUAGAGCCUCUGAAUAAAGAGCUGUGGCUAAUAUCAGCUAUGUUUUAUAUCUUUACUGGUCUGGCACUGUGGAUACUUGGAAAAAGGAUUGACACCAGUUCCCGGGGUUCUGCCGGUCAACAUGCUGGCAUGAUUUGUUAUUUUCCCUUCUUUCCUGGUCAAGGAAUUGAAGGCGCUUUAAUAUGUCUUAUUUUAGUGGGAUGGGCAUUUGUUGCAAGUUUGCUAACCUCGACCUAUACUGCUAGCUUAUCAUCGAGGUUAACUUUUCAAAGGCUUCAACCAGCUGUCACAGAUAUGAAGGAACUUAUUAGGAGUGGAGAUUAUGUUGGGUGUCAACAAGGAUCCUUUCUUGUUGAUUUCUUGAAUGGUUUAGGAUUUGAAGAAUCAAAAAUCAGGACAUAUAAGUCUGCUCAUGAUUGUGACGAAGCUUUAUCAAUGGGAAGUAGUAAUGGAGGUAUAUCAGCCUAUUUUGAUGUUAUGCCUCACAUCAGCGCUUUAUUAUUUGAAUUCUGCAAGAAAUACAAGAUACUUGGCCCUACCUAUCGUACAGAUGGAUUUGCUUUCGCUUUUCCUAAAAGCUCGCCCAUAGUUGCUGAUGUCUCCCGCGCCAUAAUUGAAUUGACAGAAAAUGGUAGAAUAUUCGAGAUUUCUCAGCUGAAGUCUAGUAAUCCAACAUGCGUAGGACCAGAUAAUUCUAUCACCCCAAGCAGUGUUACAUUGCGAAGCUUUCAAGUUCUCUUUGCCAUCACAGGGUGCGUUACAGUGUCAUGCCUCCUUGUUUCCUUGCUUAUGUACCUAUAUCAGAACCCCAGUUUUCUUCAACGAAUCUCGGAUUUUAAUGUGAAAAUCUGGUCAAGAAUUCACACAUUAUGCAUAUACUUCAAACGAAUCGACCUCUCUUCUCGUUCCAAGGCUGGAGAUGCUGAAAAAAACAUUCCUAUUGAUGCCUCCUUGGCCAUUGCUCUGAACUCUAGAUUUCAAACAUCUGCUGACAGACUUGACUUUGGUGCUGCCGGUGCUCUCCUUGGUCGUCUCUGCAGCAUUCAGUAG